GGAGGGCCUCCAGAAAUCAAAACAUACACAUUUACUGGAAACAGUGCUAAUGACGCCAUAGUUCACCACCCACUCCUCUUAUAAACCCUCCACCUCACCUCACAAAAGAAACGUCUCUUUGGGUCUCUCUUUCUCGUUUGCACUAGAAGCUUUGAUUAUUUUUUAACACGAGGCUAAAUAAGUAGCUAUAUUCGCUUGCCAUGGAUCAACCACCACCGUACCAGCCAGAGUUUGUCCCAAUGAAAGGAAAUAAGUACAUGCGUCUUGAAGACACUCACGGAGCGCCCAAGUUCCAACAUACCGUCGUCUUGGGACAGCCACAGCACGUUGUACCUCAUCCCAGGGAUCACAUUAUCUGGUCACUUUGCAGCCUCGUGUACGGCAACCCAUUCUGUCUCGGAAUGUUAGCGGUGUAUUUCUCUAUAAAGUCCAGGGACAGGAAGAUGGUUGGAGACUUGGAGGGAGCAAGAAAACACGGGAAGACUGCAUGCUGCUUUAAUACUGUGACUCUGACUUUGGUAAUCCUCGGGCUGCUCUUCUUCUUCAUCACCUAUGGUAUCAUCAUCUACCAAGUUACACACUGAGGAGAUCCAGUCUUUGCUUUUGUAAAAACGUUUUCAUUUGAAGUCUUGUCAGGUGUUAUACACCUCUAGGAUUGUGUCCUGAUACAUUUCAGCUCAUCUCCUAAACACACACACACACACCAUAGAAGCUCCUUCAGCACUGUGUACCAGAUCUUAUUUGCUCUUCUUUAGUUUUGUGUUUUAAGGACGCAAGAUGAUUAUUUUGAAGUUCCAUUCAAAUGUAAUUUUUUAUUAAUAAAUUCAACCUUUUUGUAAAUGCA
Messenger RNA from Oncorhynchus kisutch (coho salmon), 844 nucleotides. RefSeq names its product dispanin subfamily A member 2b-like. The transcript has 2 exons. The record is from RefSeq and is a predicted model, not a curated record. Gene Ontology annotation, cellular component: plasma membrane. The coding region runs from base 201 to 584 and encodes 127 amino acids. Lineage: Eukaryota; Metazoa; Chordata; Actinopteri; Salmoniformes; Salmonidae.